This is a messenger RNA of Drosophila guanche, 1795 nucleotides long. RefSeq lists its product as uncharacterized. The transcript is spliced from 4 exons. Lineage: Eukaryota; Metazoa; Arthropoda; Insecta; Diptera; Drosophilidae. The coding region runs from base 221 to 1087 and encodes 288 amino acids. The record is from RefSeq and is a predicted model, not a curated record.
AUCGACACAACACGGUCGCCAGCAGUUCUCGGCAUUCGCUGCUCGUGAGUCCUCGUCGUUCUCAUCGUCGUUGUCGCUUAUCGUGCCCGAGUUACUACAGUCUCUAUAUUUCGCUUAUCAGCGUCCGUUUCGUGGCGUGGAAAUGCCGUCGGUGCGGCAUUAUCCAUAGCAUACUUCUCCGUGUUGCCACUUAUCAAAGAAAACAGUAAAAAUAUUGAAAAUGUUUUGGAUUCUACGACGCACGGGUGCCGCCAAUUUCUUCAACUCCCUCAACAACAACUGCAGCUUCUCCAAGAACAAUUCUAGCGGAGGUAACCACAGCAACAGCACACAAGACAAGUAUGUGAAGCGCCCCCCACGGAAGGCAUACGGACGACUCAGUGCCGAGGCUGACGAUGUCGUGUCACUGGGCCACAAAAUCGAUGAUCCAUUCGAUGAGCUAGACGACUUUGAAAUGCUUGGAGCGAACUCCAGCGCUGGCUGCAGCAGCCAUGCCAACAAUGGCAAUGGGGAGCCGCCAGGUGAAGCCAAUGCCAACGUCAAUGUCAACGCGAAUGGGCAUGGCAAUGGGAAUGGGAAUGGGAAUGGAAAUGGCAGCCUGUCACUUUUAGCCUGCACGGAUGCCGACUGUCAGGGCAACUUUGUGGUAGAGAGUGCCCUGUGCGAGCUGGGGUUGUGCCAGGCCAAAGGCAAGACAUCAAAGGAGCUGGCUUCUGGGGCCACAUCCACAUCGAAGGAGAUUAACGAAAACACAAUAAGUCGACUGCAUGCCCUGGCCAUGGCUGACGAUGAUGAUGACUACGAUGAGUCGCUCACCUGCAACGUGUGCGACCGGGCUUUCCAUUGUCACCGUCAACUUGCAUCGCACCAGCAGAAGAAACGUCACUUUGGUUGCAGUGGCUGCGACAGUUUGUUUCCCUCGCUAAUGCUGCUGGAGCACCACAAAGAGGAGUUCGAACACUGGAGCGAUGAGGAAAUGGGGCGGCGCGUCUGCUGUCGACGCAAUCGAUGCGACGAUGAUUACUUCACGGACACCGACUCCUUCAUCAGCGAUGCGGAGAGCGAGGAUCUGGAGAGGCUGUUGUAGGGCGUGCCUCUGGAAAAGCAGCCAAGUCCCCGAGGCGACUGUGAUGGUGGUGAUGGUGGCAGGAGGGCAGACAGUGGCAUUGACAGAGGUAAACUAAAUUUGAAUUAGUCUCCUCCGGAUGGGGCCGGACCCCAAUGCUAUGUAGGCGGAGAGGCUUACCGGUGGCGUCCAGUGGAGCCACCAAAAUGGAAUGACAAUCGGCUGGCUCUGCCUCUUCCUCUGGCCCUGUUGGAUAAUGAAGAUUGACGCUCGGGCGGACCGUUUGUCGCCCUAAUGAAAAUGAAUUAAGCCUCAAUCUGGCGAAACAAUGAAAGAUGUUGGCAAAAAAACCAAAAAAACAAACAAAAAAUUACUUUUAGACUGUGUUGUCACUAAAUGAAAAACCCAAACAUUGAAGCAAACUCACAAGAGAACAUAUUGUAUUUUUAGAGUUCAACUACGAGACCCUUAGACAGGGUCUAAAAACCAAGUUAUAGUACAUAAAAAUAAAUAUAAAUACAUAUGUAAAUGGGUAAAUGUAUCUUUGUGUGUGUACAAGUAUAAUGAGCUAGUCGAAUACGAAAGUCCAUAAAUGGAAAUCAUAUCAUAAAAUGCAUAUGUCUAAACCCCCCUCCCGAAAACCUCGAAAUGCAAACCUAUUUACGACAAAGAAAUUAAACCAAAAACGUAUUUUUCAACAAAUAAAACUGUGUAAAUCGAAAUCAAAAU